Coregonus sp. 'balchen' is the source of this 4008-nucleotide messenger RNA. The record is from the annotation of a GenBank genome assembly. Lineage: Eukaryota; Metazoa; Chordata; Actinopteri; Salmoniformes; Salmonidae.
AUGAGUUUCGCUAGAAAUGACACAGACGCCGGGCUACGGGCACUGGUCGCGAGCACAAACAUUAAGCCAGAGCAGAAGGUUCCUCAAGUUCUCUCAAAAUUACAAGGUUAAAUUAGUUAGCUAACUCCUUUAUAUGCAAAAACGUGUUAUUUGACUUUGCUUGCACGUGUGUGUCAUUCCUGAUACCCAACUAACUAUCAUUCCUUAUUUUUCGACAUUGAAGAUAUUCUGAAUAGGAUAUCUGUCCAAGACGAUAGAGAGUUGGGUGCGUUCAAGAACGCCUUGUUCAGCCAUGGCAUACUUCAAUACUGCGCAGGAGACGCCCUCAAACUGAACUAUGCCAAAGUUGAAGGAGGCUACGCAACUGCCACACAGUUGGCAGAAAUUCUCAGGUACGAUUUUAGAAUCUUGAACCACACCAAAAAGAUAUAACAAAGUCUGUGUUGACUGUACUAAAACAAACAACCCUAGACAUGACACUACCAAUGGACAAUGCCUACCCCAGAUACUUCUUCAAGGCCCCUGAUAGGCCUAGGAUGGAAUAAUAAUUGAUGCAAGCAGAUCUAUGAGGUGGGGGGGUCAUAUGUAUGUAAACUUUAGCUAGCAGUGGUUUGGCAUUGAUUUCUUUGUGUGCAUAUGCAUUCUCCUUUAGCUCCUGCUGUGUGGGUGUGGACCUGGGCGGAGACACUGAGGCCUUCCAUAGGCGGCUGCUCCCGUCCGUCACAGACAGCCUGCUGUCAUUGGCCAGUCGGCUGAUGAACAGAGCUUUGGCGGUAAGGGACGUAACAUUUAAAGUUUGGAAUGUCCUCAACAAAAAUAUGUCUAUUGACAUCAUCUCUCUCUCUCUCUCUCUGUAGGAGAAUGGGCAGCGUGAGAUGUUUCGUUUCUUCAGGAAGGUGAUGGACUCUGUGUGUUGGCUUCUGAAAGCCCAUGGUCACCUGGCCACACAAGGUGAGAUCUAACGUCCAAUACUUUUUUUUAAAUAUAUUUUUUUUAAAUGCCAAACAGACCCCUAACCCCUAUCCCUUACCUAACUAACAAUGCACACCCUUCUUUCUUCUCUCUCUCUCUCUCUCUCUCUCUCUCUCGCUCUCUCUCUCACUCAGUCCUGCAGUCAGACCACUAUGAGAGGAUGUUAAUGAGUGAGGAGGAGAGAGUGGGAACCGUGUGUGUGUCACUGUGGCAUCAGCUUCUGACAGCCAACAGGUAGCGUAUUACCACACACACACACACACACACACACACACACACAUCAAUUCAUUACCCCACUCUCUCUCUGUAGUGAGUUAGUAGCAGGUUUGGGAAAAGGCCCCUUGUCUGUGAUUCUGGAUGACGUCGUGUACAGAAUGGCUCACACAUCCAACCCUGUUGUGGGAGGGGCAGCAAUUAGGACGCUCCUCCUGGUUGCCCGGCAGCAAGAAUCCGCCCUGCAGCUUAUCAUCCACAGGUUCAAAGGUCAGGGGGCAGGGUUUGCAUAUUUUCAGGCUAUGAACUAAAAAAGGACUUUCAUGCGUAGACUUUAUAUGCUUGCAAAAGCAAUCAUGACGUUUUUUAUGGUUUGUGUGUUGCAGGGUUGGAGGGCAUGAUUGGUCGAGAGUGGAGGGGGCGGGGCUUCGAUGAGGAAGUGGACCAGCUGAUAAAGCUGCUGCAAAGAGAAGUCCCCAAACCAGCUGAUCACACAGAGGUAAAAUAUAUUGUGUGUGUGCGUGUGUGUGUGCGUGCCUUACACUCUCUCUUUGUUGACAGACGUGGCCAGAGGAGUGUGUGAGAGCGGCGUGUGUGAUCCAGGCAGCAUGGAGAUCCUAUCAGACCAGGAGGAGAGUGAAGAGUCUGCCCAGAGCUGUCAGAACACUGCAGAGGAGCUUCAGGUGUGUGUGGCCGUUACUUUUUCACCAAUCUAUGAUCGUGUUUUGUAUCUCUGUUAAAUGUUUUGAAAUUCCAGGGCUCAUCUGUAAAAGAGACAUUGGUCUCAGCAUGACUCAAAAUAAAGGUUAAAUAAAUACGAUAAUAAUAAUUCCACAGACAUUUCACUGUGUGUGUGUGUGUGUGUGUGUGUGUGUAGGGAGCGGCGGCGGAGGAGAGUGCAGCAGGCUCAGGCUGUGUGCUGGGAGGAGGAGCUGAGACUACAGCUGUGUGUCAAGAGACAGAGAGCCAGGAGAGAGUUCCAUCAGAAACAACUACAGCUACUGUACCUACUGCCCCCAGGUACACACACACUCACUCACUCACACACACACACUCACACACACACACACACACACACACACACACACACACAGGUACACACACUCACACACUCACACAGGCACACAAACACACCACACACACACUCACACAGGCACACACACACUACCUGUUACAGCAGAGACAGAGCAGAAUGAUGCCAGUUUGUUCGUUUAGUUAGGCCUGCCAUCUACAGCCUUCACAUUGUGUGCGUGUGUGUGUGUGUGUGUAGGUCAGGUGCAGCAGUACCUCGGGGAGGUUGAGAGGCAGGCUGCGAUACGGAUCCAGAGGGUUUGGCGAGGCCACCGAGAGAGACGGAACUUCCAGCAACGGAGAAACACACACACAGAGCACAGAGCUGCUGUCGUCCUGCAGAGAGCAGUAUUAACAACACACACACACACACACACACACACACACACACCACACACACACACACACACACACACACACACACACACACACACACAGAGCACAGAGCUGCUGUCGUCCUGCAGAGAGCAGUAUUAACACACACACACACACACUUCCAAUAGACUACCGCUGUUGUAAGCUAAAGCUGAACACAACGAUCAAACAAAUGUAGCACGCAGCAGCAUCUGAAUUCAUCUUGACAGUUUAUUGUCCCUCCCCCGUUAGGUUCUUCGCUUUCUGAAGCGGCGGAGAGCUGAGAAAGCCCCUCCUUCCCUCUCUCCUUGGAUUGGUCCUCGGGGUUUGACUGACAGUCGGAGGGCGGAGCUGAAGAGAGAGGUGGAGGAACAUAUUGCCCUGCACCCGGUGAGUCUGAAUAUUACUUCAAGUUGUGUGUCUGUUUGGUUUUACUAUCCUUGUGGGGAUCAGAUGUUCUCACAUGAUAGUAAAACAAGGAAUAUUUGGACAAGUGGGGACAUUUCACCGGUCCUCACAAGGAAAAAGUAUAUUUUAGGCUUAGGUUUAAGGUUACGAUGAGGGUUUGGGGUUAGGGAAAAUAGGAUUUUGAAUGGGAAUCGGUUGUUUGGUCCCCACAAGGAUAGGAGAACAAACGUGUGUGUGUAACGAUCUGUCUCUGUGUGUGUAGUCCUCUGUGGUGUCUCUAGAGGACAGUAGGGAGCUCCAUGCUCAGACCCAAGCCUUGCUGCUCCAGCAUCUACAGGGGAGAGAGGCGGAGAGGAGAGAACACACACACACACAGGCCCUGCUGGCACAGAUCAACACUGACCUGGAACUGCUGCUGAGUAGGUAUCACACACACACACACACACACACCAGUCUCUCCUCUCUUCCUCUCCCUCCUUCCCUUCAUCUAUCUUUCUCUCUUAGAUGCCCCCUCACUCAGUGACGCCACGGUAACCAACUGUGACGUGUUCAGGAGUCGCUCUGCCCCCGUAGCCGCCCGCGCCCGGCAAUCCCACAAUGCAAUGCUCCAGGCCGGUCGCCUGCCUUGGUGGAAGAUGCUGGGAGAUGAUGACAUCACCUGUCCUGAAUCAGACUCCGCCCACAAAGACCACCUGCUGGAGGCAGAGUUUAACUCACUGUAUUUAGGAGGAAGCUGACGAUGUUGUUCCACAACAGUAUUGUAACGCUAUUAUAACAUUGUCAUAGGGCUGUUGUGAUAACGUCAUUAUAACACUAUGACGUCAAACCUGCUUUGGAAUUCAACCAAUCAUGGGUUUCAGUCUGGACCGGGGUUAGUUGAAGCAGGUGUGUUGCUGCAGGGGAGUUUUCAUCAGUCUCUGUGUGACUGGUCCCUUAAGGAAGAGUUUGUGUCUAAGUAAUUGUAAAGCAAUUUUGUGUACAGAAGUCUGC